GAACCCAUCUAUGGAUACUUUGGUGUCUUCAAAGCCGCACAGACAGUCUACAAGUGGACUACUCCUUUGACUUCAUGAGAGGGAAAUAAUUUUUUUGGCACACUUUCUGGCCGCCAUCUACCCAAGUGGAGAUGUCUGAGGAAAAUAUGGGGGAAGAGUCGAGCAGCUCCCCUGCCUCUCCUGUGGACAGCCUGAGCAACAGCGAGGGGGAGCUGGAAAGACAACCGAAGAGAUGUGGGAGGAAGAGGAGACCGAGCAGGAAAAACGGGGAGGACUCAGAUAGCCCGACCCCUGGGAAAAGGGGGAAGAAGUCCAGCAGCAGCAGCCCCCAGUCUUUCGAGGAGCUCCAGUCGCAGCGGGUCAUGGCCAACGUCCGGGAGCGACAGAGGACCCAGUCUCUCAACGAAGCGUUCGCAGCUUUGCGGAAAAUUAUCCCCACUUUGCCCUCGGACAAACUCAGCAAAAUACAGACCCUAAAACUCGCAGCCAGAUACAUCGACUUCCUCUGCCAGGUGCUGCAGAGCGACGAGCUGGACUCCAAAAUGUCAAGUUGUAGUUAUGUGGCUCAUGAGAGGCUGAGCUACGCCUUCUCUGUAUGGAGGAUGGAGGGCGCUUGGUCCAUGUCAACAUCUCACUAGCACCUGGAGAAAUUGUGCCCAAAAUGGUGACUGCUGAAUCUACUUAUCACAUUCUGACGGGACAAAUCUGGAGUCCAAUGCUGGAUACAUGGGAUCACUCUAUUUAAAACCAAAGACGACAGAAGGUCUGGGGAUCAUUUUCUUUUGCAGAGGCCCGAUUGGGGACUUUCAGCCGUGUGUUAGCUCCAUACACCCCGCAUUCAAAUGUGUUUUCAUGUUGUUGACGACGAAUGUUGAAAAUUUAAUGUGUUUUUAAAGCAAAGAUUUUAGUCUUCCUUUCUUUUCUUUUUUUUUCUUUUUUUUUUUUACUGCAUGCCUUUGGACUUAUUUCUUUGGAGGUCAAAGUGCAUUAUUGAAGCUGUCUCAGUGUCUCAGUGUUUUUUGGGGAUUUUUUUGUGUGAGACUGUCAACUGGUGGUGUAGCUCACAUUACAGACUGACUGUGUGGAUCUAACCUGUGCAACCAAAAAAAAAAAAAAAAAAAAUCUGAAAAAAAAUUUCAGAACGCAUUUAUUUAUUUAUUGGUAAAACGUGUUACUUUGAGGAAUGGAGCCUG
This is a messenger RNA of Toxotes jaculatrix (banded archerfish), 1193 nucleotides long. It is a transcript of the gene twist1b, whose product is annotated as twist family bHLH transcription factor 1b. Gene Ontology annotation, biological process: developmental process; regulation of transcription by RNA polymerase II. The coding region runs from base 132 to 638 and encodes 168 amino acids. The transcript is spliced from 2 exons. Gene Ontology annotation, molecular function: RNA polymerase II transcription regulatory region sequence-specific DNA binding; DNA-binding transcription factor activity, RNA polymerase II-specific; protein dimerization activity. NCBI's taxonomy places the organism in Eukaryota, Metazoa, Chordata, Actinopteri, Toxotidae. The record is from RefSeq and is a predicted model, not a curated record.